AGGGCCGCCCAUAUUUGUUGGCGUAUACAAAAAAGAAGUGUUGUGGCGUCAAGGAGUGAAGACUAUGGACAAUGGAUUGUGCUAACCCGACAUCGAUAAAAGACUUUCCCAGUAGAAACGUGUUGCAUUACUCUUCUGAACAGCUUUGAAAUUCAUUAACAAAUUGCAGGAACAUUCUCCGGAAAACUAUUUACCAAUUACAAGACAAGUGUGCGUUCAUCCCUCUACAAAGGAUUUCAAAACAUUGCUUCGUCAACGAUCUAUUUAGACCGUCUUCAAACCCUCGAUCACAAUGAAAUACAGGCAUACAGUUGGUUUUGCAUUUUGGACAGCCAUGCUGAUGAUUUUACCUGCAUUCGGCAGUUAUGCUGACGAUGAAAUAGCAGAGCUGAUAAAUGAAGCAGAGGAUAAUCGAGCGGACUCUGGGCCAGAUUAUACGUCGCUAAAGGAUCUAGCUAUGCUACAAGACAGCUUAAGGUCAUAUCAAACCAUGAACGAACCGUCUGAAGCUGUCUUCAAUAACGACAAUAGCAUAAUUCCAGGACUGCGAGAUGUGUUCAUGUUAAUCGCCUCCAAAGGUCUGAAGGAUGUGCAUCGACGCCAUUGGCCUCGCAGCAGAAAAACAGAAUUAAUUCCCGAUGGUUUUUCAAAGAGAUUCAUGUGUAAUUAUGAAGGUUGCAGUGGUAAAAGAAGUAUUGAGAAUGAAAAUAACUUUCAAGGCAAGCUCCAGAGGUUUUCAGAAGGGAAUACAGAAAAUCCUAAGUAUUAUUGUACUCGCAAUAGGUGUUUUUACCAAAGAAGACGAAGGAGUGGUAUACAAGCUAAGACAUACAGAGAUAACUUUAACCUGUCCAGUGCGAGUAAGGAAAAUGCAAAACAAAGAACAAAGUGUAUUGGAAGAAUUUGCAGAAGAAAUCAAAGAAAACAUUUGGGAGAUAUUAAAGAUAUUUCAAAACUACCUCGAUCUAGUAAUUACAAUACCAUCAAUGAAUCCAGGUGUAAAGGUCUUAACUGUAUAGUAAACGCCCGGAACCCGUCAAGCGAUAUCAAUAGAACUCCAGAAAAUGCUAACCUAAAAGAAAGUAUGAGGCGAAAGCGGGCAGUUCGAUCAUGCAGAUCAUUUCAGUGUUUAUUCUUGGGAACACUAAGCAAACUUCGAUAUAGAGCUUUUGAUAACGAAAAUGAACACCCAAAAUAUGAUGACAGAAACGCGUUAGACGACACUUACAAAGGAACAAGCCUAGAGGACAACCACUUAUCACAGUUGGAAAAGUUCUUAUUCCAGCAAAUUAAUGGUGAUCCCAAAUUAAUUCAUAACCGCCAUCUAAGUACAAUUGUGGCUGGACCAUGUAUGAAAAAUCCGACGAGUUGUACGCACCGGGUUGAAGAUAAAAAGACGAUUUCUUCUUUAGAUUGAUUCCAGUGAAUGGCAUCAUUUUAUGGGCCGAUUGUUUCAUGGACAUACUUGUUAUCUGUAGUACUUUUCAUUACUACUUAGACAACUGGAUCACCUGUUCUUGUUUUACUUGAAUAUAUCAGCCCAUCAUAAAACAGUUCACCUUCAAAAAUUAACAACAAUUCCGUUAACAACGUCGUGUAUUGUUACAAAGUUCUGAGCAAUCGGCCCAUUGUGUCAAUCUACAACCAUAACAAAAUAGUUCAGUUCCAAUAUUAAGUCCAUAGUUGUAAGCUAGCGAUAUACUUCUUUCUGUUAAAGCCUUAUUAAAUAAUCGUUUAUUUUCAUUUCAUUCAUUAGCGACUAGAAUCAAAUUUGUUCAGCAUCUUUGUUUAAAAACGGGCAAAUUUCUUUACAUGACUCGUAAUAUGUUUGUUACUUUGUUAUUUUAGAUUAGCUUGAAUCGCAUUUUAUGUUUUCAAUAUACCUUUAGGUGUUGUUGGGAGUUUGCUAUUGUUUUAACAGUUAAACCAAUACUUUAAAUAUCCUUAGCUCUCUUAAAUAUUGAAUAAAUCCUGUAAUUUGUAAAAUACAAUUUAAAAUCAAUAUGAUUAAAUAUGACUCAAAUA
Molecule: messenger RNA, 2025 nt
Organism: Mya arenaria
Lineage: Eukaryota; Metazoa; Mollusca; Bivalvia; Myida; Myidae
Exons: 4
Coding region: 293-1417 (374 amino acids)
Source: RefSeq, a predicted model, not a curated record